UUUUUGUUUUUGUUUUGGAUUUCCAGCAUCCGCAGUUUUUUGCUUUUAUCUUAGUGUUAUUCUGUAUGGUCAGUCAAAGUGUUUCAGAUUAAUCUUCUAACAUGAAUAAUGAAUGAAGUGAAUUAUCAAACAUAUUGUUAUCUCUAGUUGUACAAAUUUGUUAAAAGGAUACAGAAAGAAUUAUCCAAUACUUUAUCUGGAUUUCAGCCCAGGGAGAAGGGAGAGUGUGUGGGAUGGGGUUCUGCAGCUUUGAGGAAUAAGAGAGGAAAAAAAUGUUCCAUUGAAACUUGAAUUGUCUGUUCUGAAUUUCUAUCCUCUCCUGACAGAGAUGACUUGUGUAAAUCCCUUUUACAGGAUAUUAGAAGGGGAGAAUUUGUAGACACAUAAUUUGAAUCGAACAUCACAUCAAGAUCUGACAGUCACUUGAUUCAUCAGGACCUGAAUAUCAUCAGCCCCUGAAUCUGUAAGGAGAAAUGUUUGUCCGUGGGAAAAGGUUUCAAACAUCAGUGUGACUGGAAAAACACCGAGACACACACACACACCAGAGUGAGAGUAUUCCAGUGCACUGACUGUGGAAAGAGCUUUAACUGGUUACACAACUGGAAAAAAAAAUUGCAUCAUUUACAAUGGGGAGGAACUGUUGUGUAUGUGAAAAAGGCUUCAUCUGAUCAUCAAACACCAUGGAGAAACCAUGGAAAUGUGGGGACUGUUUGCAGGCAUUCACUACCCCCUCCAAGCUGGAAACUCAUCGACGCACUCACACUGGGGAGAGACCAUUCACCUGCUCUGAGUGUGGGAAGGGAUUCACUCAGUCAUACAGCCUAGCAUUACACCAGCGAGUUCAUACAGGGGAGAGGCCAUUCACCUGCUCCGUGUGUGGGAAGAGAUUUGUUAAUUCUUCCAACCUUCUGAGACACCAGCACGUUCACAGUGAGGAAAAACCAUUCAUUUGCUCUUAUUGUGGAAAGACCUUCAGUCUUUCAACCAUCCUCAUCUCACACCAGCGAGUUCACACCGGGGAGAGGCCAUUCAUCUGCUCCGUGUGUGGGAAGGGAUUCACUGAGUCAGCUAACCUAGCAUUACACCAGCGAGUUCACACUGGGGAGAGGCCAUUCACCUGCUCCGUGUGUGGGAAGGGAUUUAUUAAUUCAUCCAAUCUGGUGUCACACCAGCGAGUUCACACUGAGGAGAAACCAUUCAGCUGCACUUCCUGUGGAAAGAGCUUCAAGCAUUCAAGUAAUCUCAGUGUGCACCUGCGAGUUCACACAGGAGAGAGGCCAUUCAUCUGCUCCCAUUGUGGGAAGGGAUUCACUUGUUCCUCUCACCUGGUGAGGCAUCAGCGACUUCACAACUGGUGUAUGGAGAAGAUCAUGUCCACUGUAGAUCCGCCAGCACAGAAACUGCACUUUGCUUCUGGGCGCCCCGGCUGCGUAUUCUUCCGGAUAAAGGUGGCGGCCAUUAACCCGGGCCUGUCUCGGAGAAAAGCCCGAGAAGCUGUUGUCCUUUCAAAUACUGUGCCCAAGCUUCGUAUUCCGGGCGCUGGAAACUCAAACCAAACAUCACAUCAAGAUCUGACAGAUUCACUCGAUUCAUCAGAAACUGAAUAUCAGCAGCAUCUGAAUGUGAAAGCUCCUGUAAAUACUGACGGGAAAGGGAACAGAAUCUCAGGAGGUUCCACACCGCUGGCUGCUCAUGAGGAAGUGAUCUCCGAUCAGAUUAAUGUGCUUCUGCUGUGGAAGGAAAAAGCACCGUUCACAGUGGAGAGAAAUCGUACACAUGUCCUGUGUGUGGACGAGGCUUCAACCGAUCAUCUGACCUGUCAAGACACCAGCGCAGCCACAUCCGGGAGAAACCAUGGAAAUGUGGGGAUUGUGGGAAGGGAUUCAGAUUCCGAUCUGAGCUGGGGAGAGGCCGUUCACCUGCUCAACGUGUGGGAAGGGAUUUACUCUUUCAGCCCACCUGCUGAGCCACCAGCGAAUUACAGUGAAGAGAGACCUUUUAAAUGCCCAGACUGUGGGAAGUGCUUUAAAAGUUUCUGGGAGCUGAUGUCCCAUCAACGUGUUCACACUGACAAGAGACCAUUUAAGUGCUCUCAAUGCGGGACUGGGUUCAGGGGAUCAUCCCAACUCACUGUACACCAGCGAAUUCACACUGGGGAGAGGCCAUUCAUCUGUCCCCAGUGUGGAAAUGGAUUCACUCAGUUAUCCCACCUGCUGAGACACCAGCAAGUUCACAUGGGGGAGAGACUGUUCAUCUGCUCUGAGUGUGGGAAGGGAUUCACUGAGUCACACAGCCUGCUAACACACCAGCAAGUUCACACUGGGGAGAGGCCAUUCACUUGCCCCAAGUGUGGGAAGGGAUUCACUCAGUUAUCUAGCCUGCUGAGACACCAGCAAAUUCACACUGGGGAGAGGCCAUUCACCUGCCCUCAGUGUGGGAAGAGAUUCACUACCUCAUCCCACCUACUGAGACACCAGCGAGUUCACACUGGGGAGAAGCCAUUCACCUGCCCCCAGUGUGGGAAGGGAUUCACUCAGUUAUCUAGCUUGCUGAGACACCAGCAAAUUCACACUGGGGAGAGGCCAUUCAUCUGCGCUCAGUGUGGGAAGAGAUUCACUACCUCAUCCAACCUGCUGGCACACCAACGAAUUCACACUGGGGAGAGGCCAUUCACCUGCCCCCAGUGUGGGAAGGCAUUUAGUCAUUCACCCCACAUGCUGACACACCAACGAAUUCACACUGGAGAGAGGCCAUUCACCUGCCCCCAGUGUGGGAAGGGAUUCACUACCUCAUCCAACCUGCUGGCCCACCAACGAGUUCACACUGGGGAGAAGCCAUUCACCUGCCGCCAGUGUGGGAAGGGAUUCACUACCUCAUCCAACCUGCUGAGACACCAGCAAGUUCACAAGUAACGACAGUGGUGGGAUUUUGCUGUUAAUCACAUCCAGGACUGAACCAUGUUCACUGGGAUCUGUUUCUGCUGAUGUUAAUAAACUACAGACCACUUAGAAGGGCUAAUAUUCUGCAUAAAUGUCAAAUAAAUUA
Messenger RNA from Carcharodon carcharias (great white shark), 3045 nucleotides. Its product is annotated as zinc finger protein 665-like. Gene Ontology annotation, cellular component: nucleus. Bases 681 to 2912 code for a protein of 743 amino acids. The record is from RefSeq and is a predicted model, not a curated record. The transcript has 6 exons. NCBI's taxonomy places the organism in Eukaryota, Metazoa, Chordata, Chondrichthyes, Lamniformes, Lamnidae.